AUGGUGAACUUCACGGUCGACGAGGUCCGGGCCCUCAUGGACAAGCCCACCAAUGUCCGAAACAUGUCCGUCAUUGCCCACGUCGACCACGGCAAGUCGACCCUGACCGACUCCCUGUUGUCCAAGGCCGGUAUUAUCUCCUCCGCCAAGGCUGGUGAGGCUCGUGCCACCGAUACUCGUGCCGAUGAGCAGGAGCGUGGUAUUACCAUCAAGUCCACUGCUAUCUCUCUGUACGGUCAUCUUGAUGACCCCGAUGAUAUCAAGGAUAUCGUUGGCCAGAAGACCGAUGGUCAGGACUUCUUGAUCAACCUGAUUGACUCCCCCGGUCACGUUGAUUUCUCCUCUGAGGUUACUGCUGCUCUCCGUGUCACUGACGGUGCCCUCGUCGUCGUCGACACUGUCGAAGGUGUGUGCGUUCAGACCGAGACUGUGCUCCGCCAGGCCCUUGGUGAGCGUAUCAAGCCCGUCAUCAUCAUCAACAAGGUCGACCGUGCUCUUCUCGAGCUUCAGGUCUCCAAGGAGGAUCUUUACCAGUCCUUCUCCCGUACCAUCGAGUCCGUUAACGUCAUCAUCUCCACCUACUUUGACAAGACUCUCGGUGAUGUCCAGGUCUACCCCUACAAGGGUACCGUUGCCUUCGGUUCCGGUCUCCACGGCUGGGCCUUCACUAUCCGCCAGUUCGCUGUCCGCUACGCCAAGAAGUUCGGUGUUGACAAGGGCAAGAUGAUGGAGCGUCUCUGGGGCGACAACUACUUCAACCCCCACACCAAGAAGUGGUCCAAGACUGGUACCCACGAGGGCAAGUCCCUUGAGCGUGCUUUCAACCAGUUCAUCCUGGACCCCAUCUUCAAGAUCUUCUCCGCCGUCAUGAACUUCAAGAAUGACGAGAUCACCACUCUUCUGGACAAGCUCCAGCUCAAGAUCUCUGCUGAGGACCGCCAGAAGGAGGGCAAGCAGCUGCUCAAGGUUGUCAUGCGCACUUUCCUCCCCGCUGCCGAUGCCCUUCUGGAGAUGAUGAUUCUCCACCUUCCUUCUCCCGUCACUGCCCAGAAGUACCGUGCUGAGACUCUGUACGAGGGUCCUCUUGACGACGAGGCCGCCAUUGGUAUCCGUGACUGCAACCCCAAGGGUCCCCUGAUGCUUUACGUCUCCAAGAUGGUGCCCACUUCCGAUAAGGGUCGUUUCUACGCCUUCGGUCGUGUCUUCUCCGGUACCGUCCGCUCCGGUCUCAAGGUCCGCAUCCAGGGUCCCAACUACACCCCUGGCAAGAAGGAUGAUCUCUUCAUCAAGGCUAUUCAGCGUACCGUCCUGAUGAUGGGUGGCAAGGUUGACCCCAUUGACGACAUGCCAGCCGGAAACAUUGUCGGUCUCGUCGGUAUCGACCAGUUCCUGCUCAAGUCUGGUACUCUUACCACCUCUGAGACUGCCCACAACCUCAAGGUCAUGAAGUUCUCCGUCUCCCCCGUCGUGCAGCGCUCCGUCCAGGUCAAGAACGCCCAGGACCUCCCUAAGCUGGUCGAAGGUCUCAAGCGUCUCUCCAAGUCCGACCCUUGCGUCCUUACCUACACCUCCGAGUCCGGUGAGCACGUCGUUGCUGGUGCCGGUGAGCUGCAUCUCGAGAUUUGCUUGAAGGAUCUCGAGGAAGACCACGCCGGUAUCCCUCUGAUCAUCUCCGACCCCGUCGUCCAGUACCGUGAGACUGUCCAGGGCAAGUCCAGCAUUACUGCUCUUUCCAAGUCCCCCAACAAGCACAACCGUCUGUACAUGGUUGCUGAGCCUAUCGAGGAGGAGCUCUCUCUCGCUAUCGAGGCUGGCAAGGUUUCCGCCCGUGACGAUUUCAAGGCCCGUGCCCGUGUCCUCGCCGACGACUUCGGCUGGGAUGUCACUGACGCCCGUAAGAUCUGGACCUUCGGUCCUGAUGGCACUGGUGCCAACUUGCUGGUUGACCAGACCAAGGCCGUCCAGUACCUCAACGAAAUCAAGGAUUCCGUUGUCUCCGGUUUCCAGUGGGCUACCCGCGAAGGUCCCGUUGCUGAGGAGCCUAUGCGCUCUACCCGCUUCAACAUCCUUGAUGUGACCCUGCACGCUGAUGCCAUUCACCGUGGUGGUGGCCAGAUCAUCCCCACUGCCCGUCGUGUCCUGUACGCCGCUGCCCUUCUGGCCGAGCCCGCUCUGCUCGAGCCCGUCUACCUGGUCGAGAUUCAGGUGCCCGAGAACGCCAUGGGUGGUGUCUACGGUGUCCUUACCCGCAGACGUGGUCACGUCUUCAACGAGGAGCAGCGCCCUGGUACUCCCCUCUUCAACAUCAAGGCCUACCUCCCCGUCCUUGAGUCCUUCGGCUUCAACGGAGAUCUCCGUGCCGCCACCUCCGGACAGGCCUUCCCCCAGUCCGUGUUCGACCACUGGCAGGUUCUGCCCGGUGGCUCUCCUCUCGACUCUUCCUCAAAGGUCGGAGCUAUUGUCACUGAGAUGCGUAAGCGCAAGGGUAUCAAGGUUGAGGUGCCCGGUGUUGAGAACUACUACGACAAGCUGUAA
This is a messenger RNA of Clonostachys solani, 2535 nucleotides long. Lineage: Eukaryota; Fungi; Ascomycota; Sordariomycetes; Hypocreales; Bionectriaceae. The record is from the annotation of a GenBank genome assembly.